AUGGAUAUAACACCUGAUCUAAGUCAUCUAACCGAAGAUGAACGAAAAAUCAUCGAGGCGGUUAUUAACCGACAGAAGGCUGAAGAAAAACAAGAUGCUUUGGCAUUACAGUCUCGUAUGGAUGAUUAUUCAGCACCUGUGGCUAUGGCUGGUCGUCGAAAUUCACAACAAGCAAAAACAUAUCCUCAUGGAAGUUUAUCGAAUGAAUCAGGUGUUUGUUGUGAAGUAUGUCAAAAAACGAAAUUCGUCGGUGAACAAUCAGCAAGACAAUGUUCAAUAUGUAAAAAACGUUUUUGUGUCCGAUGUGGUGUACGACUAAAAGGAAAUCAGUACAAUAAGACAUUUUGGCUUUGUAAUAUAUGUCGUCAGAAACAAGAACGUUAUUUUUCUUCACGAAAAUUGAUUCCGACAACAAGUUCAGUUUCGCAAUUGACCACAAAUGCAAUCAAUACGAAUAAUAUCGAUGAUGAAAAUACGAAAAAUAUCUCGAAACAAUAUGUCUCAGAUUAUAUUCUAUCUCAACCAUUCGAUAGCAAUGAAAAGGAAGAUGAAGAAAUGAACAUGAACAUGAACAGAAAUGGUGCUACUACAAAAAUCAAUCCAACUGUUGCGCAACCACGGAAACGGUUACUUCCAACAGCACAUAUUCGACGUCAACAACAACAACAACAACAGCAACAGCAACAACAGAAAGAGUCGAAAGACGAGUCGAGCUCCGAACAUGAAGACGAUGCUGCGUCUUCUCCGGAGUCAACUUCGAAUGUGGAUGAUAAUGAAUCUGUGCCACGUGUGAACAAAGUUGAUGAAGAUGUUCUUACAUCAUUACCAUUGUCACGAUCAACCCAUCAUCCACAAAUCCGUUUGAAAGAAUUCCAAUACCAUUCACUCGAAGAGAAAGAUAUCGGACAUGAAACAACAUUGAAAGAUUCAGGAAUUGAUACCGCGAGUUCGAGUACAAUACUGAAUGUUUUAUCAACGGAUCCGUAUCGUCAGCCAACAACAACUUGGCGUUUCAAUGAAAGUAGAACGGAACAAAUCGGUUAUGUUCAUCUGAAAAACAACACAUGGUCACCAGCGAUUCGUGAAGACUAUGAGCAAGGGAAUAUGGCGAUAGAAGACAUAUUCACUGCAUUAGGCCUAAAAGUUCAAGGAGGUGUUCGUCAGGAGAAUGAUGAUGGAACUGAAACAAUGGUUGCCGAAAUCAUUCGAGUAACACCAGGUAGUGUUGCCGACAAUAGUGGUCAAUUACAAGCUGGCGAUCAAAUUCUUGAAUGGAACGGACAAAAACUAACAAAUUUAAAUUAUAAUGAUGUUUAUCGUAUUAUUUCUCAACAUUCGAUGCAAUCACCAGAUAUACAUAUGAUUGUUAAACGGUCGAUCAGAUAUUCAACAUUGUCAAAUAACGAACAAUCAUUACUAAAUCCUCCUAUUUCAAGCAUAUCUUCCCAAGAACACGAGACAACAACAAGGAAGAAUGAAAACAAUAUUCGAUUACAACUUUCCUUUCAAUAUCACACUCAUCGACGAGAAUUUCAUGUUACAGUACACGGUGCUAGAGAUCUUCAUCUUCAACAAGGAUCAUUUGCUUGUCAAUUAUCUAUACAAUAUGGUCGAGAUUCCUUAUCAAAGGAACAAAAAUGUACGAAGCCACAAGCGUGUUCGUCUGGUGCAUGUACAUGGAAUCAACGUAUUAUCUUUUUCGACAUCAACACACUAGAUAAUCUUUCCCUAUGGAUCAAAUUAGUCGAUCUUGACCGUAAUCAAGAAGUUCUUGGCGAAAUUUGUAUUACAUUGACUGACGCAAAUUUAAAUUUCAAUGGAAUUCCAGAAUGGUACACUUUAACACCAAAAUAUACUCGAACACGACGUCUGUCAGGCAAGCGUUUUACUCAAAGUGAUAGCGAUGCAUCUGAACUCGAACAACAUGGAUCAUCAUUCAAUCGCGUUCUUCCAACUUUCAAUACGAAUAAUGAAGUAAUACCAUCAAUGAUUGACACAACUCAAGCAAGCGGUCGUAAGAGACAAUUGCCAAAUAUUCCUGCAGCUCAAUUACAUGCCAAUCGAGAAAAAGUUUCGCAAGAUUUAAUUCAAAAAGCCACACAGUUAAAAUUACGUCUUCAUAUACAACAACAACGGUCACUGAAUGAAACGAAUCUAAAUGAAAAACGGCAAAUGUAUGAAGAUCGAAUACAAAUAUUUAAUAACGAAGCCCACCAACUACCUCCGACGGCAACACAGCGUUCAUCAUUCCAAACUAGCAAAUCCAUUGAUACUGAUUCUCCACAUCUGCAUCAAACACCAUUAAUAACGAAACCAUACGAAUCCAUGACAAAUCUGGCGCAGAAAACGCCAUCAAGUACAGCAAUCGAAAGUUCCGGUUUGAAAGAAAAAACCACUUCACGGCCUCGAAUACCGAUUAUCCGAGAUAAAAGCGUGCCAAACACGCCGUAUCUCAAUCCAGCAUUAACCAGGCGUACAACAUCGGCUGGACAAAAUCGAGUUGAUUUAGAGAAAUCCAAAUUAAAAUCCUUUGAAGAAAAAUACCGAAGAAAUCCGAGAAGGAGAGAACCUUCAGAAACGCCCGGUGAUGAUGUAGAUUCCGAUGGAUCGGAACUCUCCACUGUUUCCAAGAUUAGUUCAGUUAGUAUGCUAUCAACACAAUCAGAACGACCUCGAAAUGUUCGAAAAACAGGAGCUCACACUCGCUUACACGAACAUCAUCAUUUCCAUCGCGAUGAUGAAGUUCAACUAAACGAAGAAGAGCUUCGACAGAUUGCUAUGAGUACACAUGAUACAGUGAGGCAGCCACCACCACCAGCAACCACAGCAGCAGCCGCCGCCGCAGCAAAGCCCGACGUGACAGCAUCAUCGACGCUUUUCAGUGAUAAUAAACUAAUUAAUUCAGCUGCAAUGUCGAAGACAGAUCCGCGUAAUGAUGGAACAUUAUCUGAUUCUGUUCUGAGUUCACAGCCUGGUGAAUCGAAUAAAAAGCGUCGCCCAUCGAUGUCAUCGAAAGCACUUGUCAUACUUGGCUUGUCAAAGAAGACAAACAGCACAUCUAAUCUUGGCUAUGGAAAACGUUUCGGUUUUCAACGUAGUGAAGAGAUCGGUGUUCAACCUCAUUUACGUAGUCGAACGUUACAAAAGCAAACAAGUAAAGAAAAUGAAACGCCAACGAGUGCACCGGCAACAGAUGUUUCUCAAUCGCCAUUGGCACUGUCUCAUCAACGUGAUCAAUAUCAUUCCAUGCCACAUGAUAUGAAAUUAUGGUCCGGUGCACUUAGAUUACCACACGAACAUCAAUUCGCUGACUUUAUCGAAGGUCUUGGUGCUGGUCAAUUAGUUGGUCGACAAGUUCUCGCUUCUCCUUGUCAUGGUGAAAUCCAAGUUGGUCUUCGUGAUCAACAUGGUUUACUCGAAGUGGAAAUUGUUCGAGCGAGAAAUUUACUUCAGAAAGCUCUAUACAAAAUGCCACCCGCUCCAUAUGUAAAAGUGUAUUUACUCGAUGGGAAAACUUGUGUAGAAAAACAACGUACACGAACGACACGUCGAACAUUAGAUCCAUUGAUACAGCAAACAUUGAUCUUCAAAGAAAAUUAUCGGGAUAAAGUCCUACAGAUUGGUGUUUGGGGUGAUUAUGGAAAGCUAGAUCGCAAAGUCUUCAUGGGUGUUUGUCAAAUCAAUGUUGAAGAUCUCCGUUUAAGUAGUACUGCAGCUCAAGUCUUAGAUUGGUACAAACUAUUUUCUGCUAAUUCUCUGAUGAAUAACUACACGAUUGUCCAACAAUCACCGAAACGAAGAACUUCAACAGGAACAAAUGAUUCAAUUAGUUCGUACAAAACUAAUUCCAAAUUUUGA
Messenger RNA from Adineta ricciae, 3858 nucleotides. The record is from the annotation of a GenBank genome assembly. NCBI's taxonomy places the organism in Eukaryota, Metazoa, Rotifera, Eurotatoria, Adinetida, Adinetidae.